AUGGCCGCCAAUAUGCAGCAAAUGGCUGGGGCUGGCCAGAUGAUGCCCCAGCAGCUGCGAAGGCCUCAAACAUCCCAUCAGCUGCAGCAGAUGGUGUACCAAAAUCUACUGCAGAAUGCACGACCCGCCAACGGUCUGACGUGGCAGGGAAAUGUCAGUCUCAACGAUCGCAUGGGCAAAACCAUGGACUUAAUUUCAAACAUCUCUCUUGCCAUGAACGGAGUUGAUCAUAUGCGAGCUGCAGAGUUUGGCUGCAAUUUUGAGCGCGAAAUGUUUCACAAGUCACCUAGCAAGGAGGCUUAUGAUACGACCAUGAACAACAAGACGAUAGAGUUUUUCAAGAAACGACAGGCAAAUGAACCCAACAUUCAAAACACUCUCAAUGCUAAUGCGCAGGCCCAGGCCCACGCUGCCCAGGCACAAGCCAUGAUCAACAUGCAAGCACAACUGGGCCGUGGGAUGGGGCCGGGUCAGGCAGGAUUUCAGCACCUCCAACAGAUGCAAGGAUCACAAUUACCUCAGCAUAUGCAGCAGCAGCAACAGCUCCAGCAGCACCAAGCUGGCCGUGGAGCCAUGGGACCGAAUCAGCAAACCAUGAAUAUGCAAAAUCGACAACCUCAGCAAUUCCCCAACGACAUCUCGAGGCUUGCCCCGGGCGACCGCGCCAAGGUGCUGGAACUUGCCAACAGGCUGAUGGCGCAGGCGUCGGAGCAGCAGAAGGCCACAACAAGAAUGACGUUGCAGCAACGAAUGUCUCCCCAGCAGCUUGCCGAGUUUCAGGCGCAGGGAAGGGAUCCGUUGUCUUGGUUCUAUCAAAGCCAGGCCCUGCAGAUGCUCCGGUCUAGCAUGAACCGUCUGCAGCAACAGCAGCAGCAGCAGCAGCAGCAGCAAGCAGGUUUGCAGAAUCCAAACGGAGGACAGGCUGCAGCCGCUGCCAUGAUGCAGCAACAGCAUAGUCAGCAAUCCUUCCAGCAGCAGCGCCAGAACAUGAUGAAUGCUGGUCAAGCCGCCGAUUUUUCUCAAUACACACCGAACAUGGAGAGCAUCAAGGACCAGCAAAUGAGUGGACUGAUGGCCCAACAAGCCGGCCAAAUAGUGGUGCCAGCCAGCUCGGCCGGUGGCCAGCUCGCCACUCCCCAGCCCGGGAACCAAAACAUCCCCGGCGCCCAGGGGCAAAGCCAAACUCCUCGUCAGGGUCAGCAGCCUCAGCAGGGCAACGUGAGCCUCCAGCAGCAGAUGAAGCUGAACCAGACGCCUCAACAGAGCCAGAACCAGCUGCAGAUGAAGAUGCAGCAACCGAACCAGCAGACGGGCAUGACGGGUGGAAUGCCACCUUCGCAAAGUCCCGCAAUGAACACGCUGAACACACCCGUGUCGAGACCACCAGGCGGCAUGAACCCGAUGGGUGGGCAGCAGGGCAUGGGACAAGGCGCAGUCCCUUUUGCAGACCAGCGAUUCAACCAGGGAGCCCAGCGACCGAACAACCCGGCCUUCAACAACAUGCUGGCCAACAUGACGCCGGAACAGCGUCAGGCGAUCAACGGCCUGACGGCCGACAAGGUCAACGAGGUGUUUCGAAAAUGGCAGAGCCAGAACCGGAGCCAGGAUCAGCUGGGAAUGAGCGGGGCCCAGAUGAGCCAACAGAGUCGCCCGCCGAAUCAGUUUGGCGGACCGAUGAGCCUGAACAUGGGACCCGGCCAAGGACCGCAGGGCAUGCAGCAGCCAAACGGCCCCAUGCCGGUCAACCAGCAGCAACAGCAGAUGCAGAUGCCUCGCAUGCCGAUCCAGAACAACCAGGCCCAGGCAAUGAUGGACGCAAUGGACCUGCCCGCCCAAGUUCAGACUCUUGUCGGACAGCUACCCGUCGAGGUGAAGAAAUGGCGAGACCUCAAGAUUUGGCUGAGCCAAAACAGCACGUUGCCCCCAACGACCCGCGCCCAGCUCAGCGCUCUUCAGCAACGCCAGUUCCAGGUUCUCAUGCAAAGACGCGCCACCAUGCAGCAGCAGCAGCAGCAAGCCGGCCAGCAAAACCCCAGCGUCAACAUGGCGGCCAUGGCGAACGCCGGGGCUCAGAUGCCAAAUCAGCAGCUGGCAAUGCAGAGGUCAGCAGCGAGCAGCAUCCCUCCCCAUGUCCUUCAGGUGUCUCAGCAAGAGCUUCUGAAUGUGCGAAACUCGAGAGCGAACCUGGCCCACAUACCGGACGAGCAGCUGCAGACCAUGGUGAUGCACAUGAAGAGACAAUCAUGGCUGCAGCAGCAACAGCAGCAGCAGAUGAGGGCCCAGAUUCCCGGCCAGGCGACAGCCACGGGACAGCAGCAGCAGGUUGGCGGUGCACAAAACCCGAUGGGCCAGGCUCCGAUGCAAGUUCAGCAAACACCACAACAGCCGCCAAACCGAACACCUCAGCCGCAGACGCAAUCUAAUCCGCCGAACAUGGUUCAGACGGCAUCAAUGCAGACCGCUGGUCAGAGGCAGCAGCAGCAGCAACAACAACAACAACAACAACAACAAGACCAGGCCAUGAAUGCAGCACGGAACAACAGCAGUCAGGCUCAACCCUCCAAGAGUCUUAAGCGACCGAGUCCCGAUGAUGCCGCAGACGCGACCACAACAUCGGCUGCGACCGCAAAUGCUGCAGCCACUCGCCCUGCGUCGCAGCCUAAUCAACAGAUUCCCAAGGGCGUGCCCUCACUGACGCCGCAGCAACUGGCAAGCCUGAACCCCGACCAACGAGCCAAGUACGAGGCAUUGCUGAAGGGCCAAAUGAGCGGCCACAACCAAGGGCCAGGCAUGAUGCAGCAAUCCAGCGCUGAUAUGAACAGGCUGCGUACCAUUAGUCAGGAAGAAUCAAGACAAUUCGGCCAGGAAAAGAUGCAAAACAUUGUCAUGAAUGCACAGGAGCGUGCGGAAACGGGCACCAAGCUCCAGCGCAUUGCCGCCGAUAUGAACAAGGUCAGUCGGGGCCUGACUAAAUGGUAUUCGAUCACCCGGGACGACGCGCGAGCCAAGAUGUUUUUCCGAACUCGGUUGCGGAUCGUGCGACAGUUUUCCGACGGCGAAGAGAUGAAGGUGCUGAAGGACAAGUUUAGCAUCAAUUCGUCGGAAAUCGACCAAGCUCGGGCCAUGCUGGAGAGCAUGGCGAAGGAUUUAGCUGCUAGUAUGUACGGAAGGGGCAUGAUGAAACCUGGACAAGCGCAACCAGGUCAGGCUGCACAGCUGCAGCAACAGCACCAUCAGUCAUCCCAACAACAACAACAACAACAACAACAACCACAACAGAACUCGUCAUCUCCACCAGCUCCUCUAAACGCUGCCAAUUUGGAAAAGAAUUCGCAGGCAUACAAGAACCAGCAAAAGGCGGGAUCCAAGGGCGCUCAAGUACCUCCGGCCCCGACCGUCGCGCAGCCUCCCUUCUCUUUUGGUGCGACGUCGCCUCAUGGGAACCCCAGCUAUAUCGGCAAGCCAAAGGAUAUCAAUCUUCAGUUACCACCUUCUCGGAAAAAGGUCAAGCUCUCCGGGCAGGCCCCGGGGCAAACCCCAGCGACGGGGGCGGCUACACCUUCGCCAAAGACGAGCAAGAACGCUUCUCCGGAGAGUCGACGUCAGGAACCACCCAAACCGGUUUACCUUUGCAAAGAGCCAGACUGUGACACGGCGCCGUUUCCCUUCUCGAGCGAACAAGCUCUCAGCAACCAUGUGGAAGAAGAGCAUACAAAGCCAAAGGAGGAUCCUCUCAAGUUUGUGACGGAAAAUCUGGCAUUGGCACUGGGCUUGGAGCUGGACGGCACGCCCAAGAAGACUUGCAAAGCGACGGAGGGUGCGGCGGCAAUGAGCGCGUCGGCAUCUAAGCAGGGCCGGACACCCCAGAACGCGACGACGACGACGACGACGACGACGACGCCUUUGCCGCAUGACAACAACGCGAUGAAGAGAUCGGGGAGCGCCCUGAGCAAAGGGGCAGACGGCAAACCCAGGGCAGAUGGUGGGGGCGACGGCGCCAAGGCUAGGAAGCCCAGUCCCUGGGCUGGGUGCACCAUUGACCCGCAAGCUCUCAUGAACAACCUCGGGUUCGAAAAGGGCUUUCCCAACAUUGUCAGUGAUGCCAACUUGUACCGGUCGAUGACCCCGAACGACACGCCAGAGUCGAGCAAAGAUAGCGGGUCUAGCGAACCCAACAGCGACAUUUCCGAGGGAGCAGCGCUGGAGAUUGACAUGAACUGGCAAUCCUUUGAACAUGACUUGCUGAUGGACCUCAACAACACAAGUCUGGACCCGAGCUUGCUCCUGGACCCACCCUGCGGACCAGCGCCGGAUUGGGACGACAUUGAGAUUGACUUUUCCAAACCGUUGCAACUCGACAUGUCCCAAUACUCGAUGAUGUUUUGA
Messenger RNA from Ustilaginoidea virens, 4386 nucleotides. RefSeq lists its product as uncharacterized. The transcript is spliced from 5 exons. Bases 1 to 4386 code for a protein of 1461 amino acids. The record is from RefSeq and is a predicted model, not a curated record. NCBI's taxonomy places the organism in Eukaryota, Fungi, Ascomycota, Sordariomycetes, Hypocreales, Clavicipitaceae.